AUGUUGCAGUCUAUGAUAGCUUCUAGGUCGAUCGCGUCCAAAAAUGGCAUAUUUUUGCCAUUUUUGAAUUGCUUGAGGGCUAUUUUUAAGGUCAAAGGACAAGAAGCUUUUAUAUCAUUUAAGGUUUCUUUGGCGAAGCCAGUCUUGAUUUUGUGGAGUUUUUCUAUAAUUUCUUCAAUAGACCCUGGGUUUUUGAAGGCUUCAUUUAUUUCAUCUUUAUGGCUUAAAUAUCUAGACUUUUCUCUAUCAGGGAUAGAAGAGAAUUUUUCUAUUGAUUCUUUUAUAGACUCAGCCGUAUUUAAAUCUGUCCAAAAUUCAGAUAAUCUCUCAGAUUCCAUAUAA
Molecule: messenger RNA, 342 nt
Organism: Blepharisma stoltei
Lineage: Eukaryota; Ciliophora; Heterotrichea; Heterotrichida; Blepharismidae
Source: the annotation of a GenBank genome assembly